AAAAAAAUUCCACGCACGAGGUGAGAGAUGGGCGAGAUGUCGCCGGCGGCGGCGCCGCCGCUGGAAGACGAAAACCUUCUCUCCGAGAUCCUCCUCUGCCUCCCCCCGCUGCCGUCCUCCCUUCCCCGCGCAUCCGCCGUCUGCAAGCGCUGGCGCCUCCUCGUAUCAGACCCCGGCUUCGUGCGCCGCUUCCGCCGCCGCCACCGACGCAGCCCUCCCCUCCUCGGCUGCUUCGUCCUAGACCGGGGAGGCGUCUCCUUCACACCUACCAUGGAUUCCCCAGAUCGUGUCCCCGCCAGGCGCUUCUCCUUGCAGCUCGACGAGGGCAACCGCUUCUGUCUCCUCGGCUGCCGCAAUGGCCUUGUGCUCAUCUCCAACAAUUCACGGAAGCAAGUCCUGGUGUGGGACCCCGUCACCGGCGACCAGCACCACAUCUCCUUUCCCCCAUGGUUCGACACAUACCCGAUUCAUGGGGCGGUGCUUCGUGCUGCUGGCGAGGUGGACCACUUCCAGGUGGUCCUGGUACAGGUCAUAUGGGAUGAAGAGCAUUUGCGAGUGCUCGCCUGCGUUUACUCGUCAGAGACAGGCGGCUGGGGUAAUCUUAUCUUAAUACCAAUUCCAUCAUCGGUUUAUUGUGCGGGCAUGUCAGCCGUGUUGGUUGGAAAUUCCUUCUACUGGCGCCUUGCUGGGUGUUUUUGUGCUAUUCUCGAGUUUAAUUUGGAGAGGCAGAGUUUAUCUGUGAUACAAGUGCCAGUUGGCGAGGAGAGUAGCUUCACUGUUAUGCAGGCCGAGGGUGGUGGGCUAGGUUUACUCUCCGUGUCAGGCUUCACCGCCCAAUUAUGGAAGAGGAAGGUUGAUUGUGAUGGUCUUUCAUUAUGGGGGAUGGGAAGAACUAUUGAACUGGACAAGCUACUUUCCCUGAAUCCAGAGAAGAAGAGAGUGCCCCCGAGAAUACAUGGGCUUGCUGAGUACAAUAAUGUGGUGUUCCUGACUAGAGGUGAUGAAAGUGUCAUCAUGCUGCAGCUUGAGUCAUUGCAAUUCAAGAAAUUUCAUGGGAUUGGCAAAGGUUUUUAUCAUCAUCAAUUCGAAAGUGUCUAUUCUGCAGGCACCAGCAUUGGUGGUGGACAGGAUGGAGCUGAACUUUUGCACAAUAUUUUCUCGAAUACGCACGAGUGUGCGUAUCAUUCAUUAAAGAAGAAGCGGGAAGAAUCCCAAAUCCACAGUUACAACAUUAUUUACAUGCCGAGUUUACCCGACACCACCAUACAAGCCUAUCCGCUACUUCUGCACAAUACAUAAGAUGAUUGUUUGGGUAGAUAUGCUAUUAUGUUUUUUGGUUGAGCAGGUACCUAGAAUUGUGUUCCGGUUACUGAGAUGGAGGAAUGGGCUUGCUGUAGGUUCUUCCAGUUUGUAUGCUUCACGCCCCGGUCGAGCCUUUCGAUUGCAUGCACCAAUCAACCGGGAAGUGGACACAACAAUUAGUAGAUGUUAAUCCUUAAAUUCUCAAAAUUCUCUCUGUUGUUGUCUGGUCUCUGGACACAAUUAGCCGACUGGUAUGAGGGAAACACAGCGACUUGCUUCGGUUAAUUAGUAUUUGUGGUGCACCUGCUUUAUGCUUUCCAAGCAAGCACGUUGAAACAAGCUUGUCUGAUUGCAUUUGCUCAUGGUUUUGUGUAUCUGUUAAUCUCCGCACUGUUUUUGUUUGAUUAUGAUCCAUGUCGUAUCAAGACGGCGGGAGAUUCCAAUAUGUUGAAUUUUAA
Messenger RNA from Aegilops tauschii subsp. strangulata, 1760 nucleotides. RefSeq names its product putative F-box/kelch-repeat protein At1g15680. NCBI's taxonomy places the organism in Eukaryota, Viridiplantae, Streptophyta, Magnoliopsida, Poales, Poaceae. Gene Ontology annotation, molecular function: protein binding. The record is from RefSeq and is a predicted model, not a curated record.